AUGGCAACCAAAGUAUCCGAUCAGCAGAAGCUGAUGGAAAUCUUGCUGGAAACGGAGCGCGUUGCCGACCGGAUUCUGGCCUACAAGCAAGAGCUGGUGGAGCUGGACAAACGGCGCCAGGAUACGCGCGAGGCACUCCGCUUGAUCGAGAAACACAUACCCGCCAAGCAGAAGCGGGUCUGGAUAACGAUCGGUUCGAUGCUGGUAAAGCAAGACCGUGCAUCGGCGAUAGAACUGUUGCGCAAGGAUCAGCAAACGACCGAAGCGGAAAUCGAUCGGAUACGGCAGGAACAGAAGCUGCUGGUUGCUAAGCAGCGCGAUCUCGAGCACGAUCAGCCAUUGCGGGGUUUUAAUUUGAAACCCCUAAGCAAUGCGGAAAUUGCCGGCAUACGGUCGAAUAUGCCUGGCUUUUGA
Molecule: messenger RNA, 414 nt
Organism: Anopheles maculipalpis
Lineage: Eukaryota; Metazoa; Arthropoda; Insecta; Diptera; Culicidae
Gene: Pdrg1
Exons: 1
Coding region: 1-414 (137 amino acids)
Source: RefSeq, a predicted model, not a curated record